AUGUAGACCUAGACACUGUGGUGGUUUAGGUAUAAUAAAUUUGAGAAUCAUGAAUAAAGCUCUUUUAGGUAAAUGGCUUUGGAAAUGGUUUGAUGGAAGGCCUGGCAUUUGGAAACAAAUUAGUUUUUACAAAUAUUUUGAAAAGAAAAGCUGGACAGAUUAUAUUCAUUCUGGGAGAAAACUUCUAUCAUGCUUUUGGAGAAAUUUUAGUGUUAAUUUUGAAAGUUUUCUAUGCAGUUCUCAGGUGGAAGUUGGAAAUGGAAACCAUACUUUGUUUUGGCUGGACAAAUGGUGCUGAAAGAGUCUCUGCUCGAGCUGCUAGACUGAAGGAGAGGCGGAAAAAGAGGAAUGCUGUUAGCCUCCAAGCUGCUGGAGUGGCCAGAAAUGAAGAUAGAAAUGUGGAGAGUUUGGUGAUUCAGCUAGAGUGAUGAGAUACAAAAGGUGCAGCUGUGAUGUUUUUUGUUUUCUAAAACUAAAAACUCAGUUACAUUGUGAACUGCUCUUCUUUUGGUCUUUUGUUAGAUCUUUUUUUAUCUUCCCUCUUUUGAGUAUGUACAGAGGGGUGGUGUUUUUCUUCUUUGUAUGUAGUUGCUGAUAUGGACUGUAAUACUCACUCUUGGUUGGGGGUGAGUAUUUUAUGUAACAACCAUUUUUGUUAAUUUAGCUGGCUGGAUUACCUUUGUGGUAA
Molecule: messenger RNA, 688 nt
Organism: Asparagus officinalis (garden asparagus)
Lineage: Eukaryota; Viridiplantae; Streptophyta; Magnoliopsida; Asparagales; Asparagaceae
Exons: 2
Coding region: 93-428 (111 amino acids)
Source: RefSeq, a predicted model, not a curated record